ACGAGAGGAAGUGGACUUCGCUCAGUGGACUCGAGGCGCUCAGUGCUCUCUACACCCCACUGUAAAUAUCUCCGAAAGGCUCUUCAUGAACAGGGACUAGCUUUAACAUCACGACUCGAGGUGUCAGAGGAACAAUGAUGUAGGUUUAGGAGUCGGUGGACAGAUUUAUCAAAGCAACAGGCGGAUAAAAGUAGAGUUAAUAAGCGGCCAAAACUAAGGCGGUAACAUCAAAGCGGAAGUGGAGAAUUGCAAAACAGCUGUCGGUGACUUAAGCAACAGCCUUUCCCUUAGCGUUUGUUUUUAUUCCUCCCUCAUCCUCUUUCAAUAAUCCGCACCGUCCCCUUCGCCAUGUCUCUUGCCCUGAAGCAAGUCUUCAACAAGGACAGAACGUUCCGGCCCAAGCGCAAGUUUGAGCCCGGCACGCAGCGCUUCGAGCUCCACAAGAAGGCGCAGGCGUCCCUGAACGCGGGCCUGGACCUGAAGCUGGCUGUGCAGCUGCCCCACGGCGAGGACCUGAACGACUGGGUGGCCGUGCACGCGGUGGACUUCUUCAACCGGAUCAACCUGAUCUACGGCACCAUCAGCGAGUCGUGCACCGAGCAGACCUGCCCCGUCAUGUCCGGAGGGCCCAAGUACGAGUACCGCUGGCAGGACGAGCACAAGUACAAGAAGCCCACGGCGCUUUCCGCCCCAAAGUACAUGAGCCUGCUGAUGGAUUGGAUCGAGGUACAGAUCAACAACGAGCAGAUCUUCCCCACCAAUGUCGGUACGCCCUUCCCUAAGGGCUUCAUGCAGGUGGCGAAGAAGAUCCUGUCACGCCUGUUCCGCGUCUUCGUCCACGUCUACAUCCACCACUUUGACCGAGUCAGUCAGAUGGGGGCAGAAGCGCACGUGAACACCUGUUACAAACAUUUCUACUACUUUGUUACUGAAUUCAACCUCAUAGACCACAAGGAGCUUGAGCCGCUGAAAGAGAUGACGUCACGGAUGUGUCACUGAAGCGGCGUCUCGAGGUGGUACAUUCCAGCCCCACUGACCCAAUCGUCCGAAUCAACGAUUUCAGAAAACCAACCAAAAUUUCCAAAGACUCUAUUUUUAUACGUAUUAAAGUACUGUAAUAUUCUAUUUAGCGGGAAAUAUGUUAACACCCUCCGAAUUCCUCUCUUUAAUGUGUAGAAAUGUGUUUUUGCUAGAAUUCAGUAUUAGAAAUCUUUUUUUUUUUUCAUUUGAUUCUGAAUCAUUUCUUUAAUUGUUUGCUGAAAACUUUUCCCCUGUCACAAGCAUACAGAUUAUAUUUGUUAAUAUUUAUGUAUGUAUUUGAGACAGUAAACAUAUUCUGCUAAA
Clarias gariepinus (North African catfish) is the source of this 1344-nucleotide messenger RNA. RefSeq names its product MOB kinase activator 3A (gene mob3a). Lineage: Eukaryota; Metazoa; Chordata; Actinopteri; Siluriformes; Clariidae. Gene Ontology annotation, cellular component: nucleus; cytoplasm. The record is from RefSeq and is a predicted model, not a curated record. The transcript has 4 exons. Gene Ontology annotation, biological process: signal transduction; positive regulation of protein phosphorylation. The coding region runs from base 349 to 999 and encodes 216 amino acids. Gene Ontology annotation, molecular function: protein kinase activator activity.